GUUCAUCGAGUAAUCCUUUGAAGACAUAAAAUGUGAAUGGCACUUUUUUUCUCAGCAAAUCUAUCGAAAUGAUAAGAUCAUAAGCAAUUCGUGAUAUUAGCUGCGUUUAUGCUGUAUGUGCGGCUUUGUACCUCAUAAUGUACUCUAUGGAGAUCCUGCUGCAGGUAGGUAGGGGUAGCCAUCGGUAAAAUAGGAUUAAUUAAAAGGAUAACCUGAUUGGAUGGCGAGCUGGGCGAAUCUCACAGUAGUCUCCAGUCUUUGCAAUCGCUUUAGAGAUCUGGGUACGGGGCGAAAGACGCCAGUGCUGGACGUCCGCGCACGUUUGCGGUCGCACAGACGUCGUGAUCAUUUGGGGACUCUUACUAUGGGUCUACAAAAUCAGGUCCUGGUGGAUUAUGCUUUGGAGUACAAGCUUUAGAUGCAAAAGGCCGUUUUUAGCAAAACCCUAAGCGCUCUGUGAAACAAAAAUGUCUUUGCCAAAUGUAAUUACGGAUCAAGCUUCCAGAGACUUCCAAGCAGAAGUUAAGACUUUAGGAUACGGGGACUAUGACUCCGCGCAACCAGGAGCAUCACAGGAAAGUGGCGAUGUUCCGGUUACGAGUGAUCGGCCGACCGGAGUUUGCUGCGAAGAGAGUAGCCGCAGGCUGUGUACGAUGGAUAGUAGCGCGAGUGAGCAGAGCCUAGAUGAUGACAGCGAUGGCAGGUAUGACAUGACGCCCGUGAUGGAUAAAAGGAUGUGUGCAUCCAGCAUUAAAACUGAGCCGGGUAAAAAAAUCAAGGAGCAUAAGGUCCUCAGGCUGAACAUCAACGCUCGGGAGAGAAGGAGGAUGCACGACCUGAACGAGGCGCUGGACGAGCUGCGCUCGGUGAUCCCGUACGCGCACAGCCCGUCCGUUCGCAAACUCUCCAAAAUCGCCACUUUACUGCUGGCCAAAAAUUACAUAUUGAUGCAGGCUCAGGCGCUGGAAGAAAUGAGACAAUUGGUGGCAUAUUUCAACCAAGGACAAACCCUUUCUUCGGUGCAUCUGUCUGCUGUUGUCGCACCAGCCCCAGGUGCCUGUCCAGCUUACCCCAUCCCCGCCGGCGCCGCUGCUUCCUCCUGCCCCGACAAACUGGUUUUGUUCAACAGAGUCCCAUUUAGCUUCUAUAAGCAGGGCAAGUCUUAAAUAAUGCGCUCACAAAGUACCAGCCUCACUUUGUAAAAGCAGCAAUUCCUGCUAAAACAUUCAUCGUUUUAAAGAGGGUUUAGCGGUAAAAGGUGCGGGAAACACCUUUAAUCAUUAAUGUAUUUUUUUCUCGUAUCAUAUUUUGAAACUAUUUUUAAGUGUGAAUAUUAUUUUCAGUCUUCGUGGUGAUUUUUUUGGUUUACUGGAGAAACUUGAUAGAUAUAGGUAAAGAACGUCGUUUAUUUAAUUUGACGAGAAACGAUGUUCAUUUUAACUUCAUUCGUGUAAACCAGUGUUUACCAACCCGGUUCUCCGGGAUUCACAGACAGUCCACAUUUUUUCUAACGUGACGUUUUGACUACAUUGUCUGAACAAAGCUGUGAUAUGUUUAUUAUUAGACUUUAUGUCAUAGUGUGGUUGCAUUGAGCUGUUUGUACAAUGUUGGUGUGUUGAAAAGCCCUAAUAAAAUAUUUUGAAUACAA
Brienomyrus brachyistius is the source of this 1648-nucleotide messenger RNA. RefSeq names its product class E basic helix-loop-helix protein 22-like. NCBI's taxonomy places the organism in Eukaryota, Metazoa, Chordata, Actinopteri, Osteoglossiformes, Mormyridae. Gene Ontology annotation, molecular function: protein dimerization activity. Bases 468 to 1166 code for a protein of 232 amino acids. The transcript has a single exon. The record is from RefSeq and is a predicted model, not a curated record.